This is a messenger RNA of Echinostoma caproni, 381 nucleotides long. The record is from the annotation of a GenBank genome assembly. NCBI's taxonomy places the organism in Eukaryota, Metazoa, Platyhelminthes, Trematoda, Plagiorchiida, Echinostomatidae.
UUGUUGAGACACGGUCGUCGCAUUCUGGAUUGUAUUGUUAUUGUGUGUGGAAGUUGUCCAGAUCAGGCCGGACCACAUAUAAUCAAUUAUACGGAACAAAUUUUGGCUGGCUAUCGAACACCCCGAUUGCAUUUGGUUGACUAUGACAGUCGAAAUCCCACAGUCAGUCAAUUUCUAGCCCAAUUGGCCAAUACGCGGGACACGAACAGCUUUCACUGUUUCGCCGCAGGCAGUGAUGAGGCAAUCUACACAAGUGAUGACAUUGCUCGCUUGUUGAGGGAGAUCACCGAUGCACAGUACAAUGUGAUCAACUACACUGGCAUCCAUCACAACCUGGUUCACAUGGACGGAAAAUCCCAUCUUAGCAUGAACGUACGUUGA